This is a messenger RNA of Sitodiplosis mosellana (orange wheat blossom midge), 1768 nucleotides long. RefSeq lists its product as uncharacterized. The transcript is spliced from 2 exons. Gene Ontology annotation, molecular function: protein binding. The record is from RefSeq and is a predicted model, not a curated record. Lineage: Eukaryota; Metazoa; Arthropoda; Insecta; Diptera; Cecidomyiidae. The coding region runs from base 268 to 1644 and encodes 458 amino acids.
AUUUGAAUUGUCAAAUGUUAACGUAUUUUUCUUCGCAAAACAUUAGAAAACCAGAACCCGAAUUGAAUGACAGGUAACGACUGACAGAAAAAAAGGUGUCAAACGAAAACAUCUGACAUCGUACGUCGAGACGUCAUGUGUUUGUUAUUGUAGUUUUGUUUACUAUGAUAUCUUCGAAACAGAAACGCAACAUCAUUAUUAGUCAUCCUUGAGCUGUUUCAUAGUUAAGUACGCAAUUUGAUUUGCUGCGACAACAAUUACAAGCAAAUGGAUAAAAUUAGUAAAUUUUUCGGUGGUUCGAAACGUGUAUCGGAGAAGUCAUCAAACGAAGAUGCGAAACGAUUGGAAUCGAAUAAAAGAGAAAAACGAAUGAAAGAAUCUGAUUCUCCGAAAAUCUUCAAGCUGGAUAUUGAUUGCUUUGAUGAAAUUUUUGAGUAUUUAUCUUUGGAAGACUUGCAUUCCUUUGGUCAAACAUGUAAAACGAUGCAGCAAGUAACCGGCCAAUAUUUCAAACGCAACUAUGUUGGAGCUGAAAAAUUUACCAACGAAGACGGCAUUUAUACGGUUUGUUCGGGAAUUGAACAUCGCACUAAAAUUUCCGGUUUCAAUCAAUUCAUCAACUACACGUCACAUUACCACAAUGAACUCGGGCCACUUCAAUACAUUCAAGGCCAUGGCGCUGAGUUUGCGUCAAUCAACGAGAUUUAUCUCGUGUGCUGUGAAAUCAACGAAGCUACAGUCAAAAGCGUCGAGAAAAUAUUGCCGAAAAUUGAAGUCGUGCGUGUGAGACAGUGUACAAUUGUGGGUGAUUAUUACGAUAAAUUCCUUAAAUUUUGCGGAAAUUUGAAGUUUAUUUAUGUACAAGAUGAUGUUGGUGACAUUGUAAAAGAGCGUAAAAAUCCAUGGCUACAACGAGAAUAUCCAUCGCUGGAAACAUUCCAAUUGACCGCACGCAAUUCGUUCAAAGUGAACGAUUUGAAUUCGUUUUUCGAACGAAAUCCAAGCAUUCGUACCUUUUUAACAACAUCAGGCGUUCUUUGGCGACAUUGUCCCGAACUACUGCGAUCCAAUGCCAAACUGGAUACGCUGGAAAUCUACGAUGGUCACCAGGUUUUGUCGAUAACCAUGCAAACAUUUUGUAAUUUAUUGAAUCAAUUGCAUGAACGUGGUUUUUAUAAGCGAUUGAGAUUGAAUGUGACCGGCCCGAAUCAAGAGUGUGGCGAACAAUUUGCUUCGCUUCAGGCCCUAGAAUCCAUUUCAAUUAUGCAUUUUAGCGAACGUUGCGGCCUGUCUCGACUCAUCAAUUUGAAAGAAUUAACCAUUUACGAUGGUUUUAAUCCCUUUGACAUGGAAAUACUCGCGAAAAACCUCGUAAAUCUCACGCGAAUUUCACUAAACAAAGCUAAAUUGGACGAUAUACUGCCAUUCAUUCAACUGUCCGGAAAGUUGAACAAAAUCCACGCCAGUUUUACCGAGAAUAUUCUCGAUUUGCAGCGAUUGAACGAAGAACGAAUGAAAUUAGUUGGCGGACGAAAGGUGGUAAUUUAUGUGCCAGACGACGUGUUCUUAGCCACUAAAUGGUGCACCAAAAAUGGUGACACAAACUUAAAAUACAUCGAAAUGAAAAGAUCUACCUCGGCAUAACUUUCUGACAAAAUGACAUUUUGAAUUGAAAAUUUUAUUUUUGUACGCAAUUUUUAUUAUUUUUUUCUUGUAUUCUAGAAUAAAAUGUUUUGUUUUGUUUGAAUAAAUAAAUUUUACAAAUAAA